AUGCCGACGUAAAUGGAGCCCUUAUCUGGGAACAACAAGACUGGAGGGGGUGCCUUGACGCUGACAACACCGCUACAGAGUGGUACUCGUUCUCUCUCUCUCUCCCUAUGCUUCCAAGUUUCACCAUGUAGUAAGCUCUCUCUCUCCCUCUCUCUCGUUUGGCUUGACCUCCAUGUUUCUCAAGGCAGAUGGUGGGAAAGAAGGGAAGUUGCAACCGGUUGCACAGGAAUCUCCUACUACCUGAAGCUUGAAUACAUCAUCCCUUUCAAUAUACUCUCGCUAUUUGGGCGACCCGACCAAAUUCACAUAGAAAUUGCUUGUUUUGUCACUUAAACUGAAAUUAGGCGAACUAUUAGAAUUUUAGCAACAAGGAAAUGGCGGUGCGAUUUCUGCAUAGUGCACUUUUAACAUAAGCACCAAUUAACUAUCUGUGUCUUGCACAGCUGCAGAGGCCCGAUUACCAAAAUAAACAAGGUGGAAAAACGGUGAGACAGGGCCACAAACAUAAAACACCAAACAAAAGUUGAGAGAGCUCAGAGGAGAGAAACACGGUGUGAUGAUCAAAGUGUCCCUUCUUCGCUUGCAUCUGGGGCCUGUUUGGUUUCAAAGCACGCUGCGCCCAUCUAACUUGAUUUCAAGAUGUGGAGACAAGAGGUAGAGGGAUCAGGGAAAUGAUACCCAAGGACAACAAAGUGCUGCUAUCAAAUGCACAUCACAGCGAUGGUCCCUGGGAAGGCGGGCUGCAGCACCCUGGACCCUCUGAAGACUAAUUUAUUGCCUCUCUGAGAUCUCCUCCGAACAGCACAACAUAAAAGUCUCCAACUCUGAUGAUGGAUUCAUAAAGGCGUGCUUAGCAUGCGUCGGUCGAGGCUACCCGGGGCCACAGACACACAUAAGCAGCAUAGUGAUGUCCAAGAUGGCGUAGCAGUGCGGUCGUGUAUUCUGUGUUGUGCUCGUGUAAAUAGCCAGUUUUUUUGUUUCUUAUCGUAUAUAUUUCUCAAUCUCACUUUUCAUCCUUCAACUAAAUAUACUUUCCUGCAACCCGCCUCACCCAAUGUGGAACGGAUUCUAUUACUUCUUAUACCUUUUUAUCCAGAACCUCAGGCUGAAGCUAGCCAGCUAACUAGCUACUUGCUAUUAGCCACUGUUAGCGGUUUUCACCAUUGUCCGUGGCCUGCACUACCUACCAGCCAGCUCUAGCCUGGACAAUUAUCGGCCAGUCUGCAGAGUCUGCACAGCGCGCUAUCGACACAGAACAUAUCGGAUUUUCUGCCGGAAUCACUGAAUCACUGGACCUUAACACCGGAUCAUCACAACUAGCUAGCUGCAACCGAAUGGAUGUUGUUGCUGGCUAAUCACCACUACCCCGAAGCAAGCACCAGUUAGCCUUGAGCUAGCCUUGAGCCAGGCCCAUCUCCCGGCUAUCUACCUCUCUGUCAACCGGAUGGGACCUCCUAGUGUCGACAUGGAGCCCCGCCGAUCCAUCACGAAUGGUCUGCCGACGUAAUUCGUCUGAUGUGGUUUCAACAGGCUUCCAGUUGCGACGACCACUAAGAUCCAUCUGCUAGCCCCGGCCCGCUAGCACACACAAUCAACAGCCGUGCCUCCUGCUCACCUGUGCCGUAGCAGCCAUCAAACUGCUCCCGGACUCACCUAUCGCUGUUCACUGGACCUUAUGAUCACUCAGCUACACAGCUGAUGCCUGCUGGACCAUUCCUUUACACGGUACCCCAUCCUGUUUAUCUGUCCUGUUUAUCUGUUUAGCCUCAGCCCAAACUUUCGUCGCCAUUACCAGUUGUUGUCUUAGCUCUCUCGAAUAACACCUGUGAUUGCUUUAUGCCUCUCUCCCAUUUCAAUAUGCCUUGCCUAUUGCUGUUUCUGUUAGUUCUUAUUAUACAAUUUCACUGUAGAGCCCCCAGUCCCGCUCAACCUGCCUCAGAUAGCUCCGUUGUCCCACCCCCCAUACACGGAGACCGGCUCAAUCGGUGCCUCCAGUGAUGCUAUCUCUUUCAUCUUUACCCAACGCUUAGGUUUACCUCCACUGUACUCAUAUCCUUCCAUAUCCUUGUCUGUACAUAAUGCCCUGAAUCAAUUCUACAACGCCUGGAAAUCUGCCCCUUUUAUUCUCUGUACCCAACGCACUAGAAGAUCAGUUCUUAUAGCCUUUAGCUAUAUCCUUAUUCUACUCCUCCUCUGUUCCUCUGGUGAUGUGGAGGUUAACCUCCAGUAGCCCCCAGUAUCACUCCUACUCCCCAGGUGCUAUCAUUUGUUGACUUCUGGAACCGUAAAAGCCUUGGUUUCUUGCAUGUUAACAUCAGAAGCCUCCUCCCUAAGUUUGUGUUAUUCACUGCGUUAGCACACCCCGCCAACCCUGAUGUUCUAGCAGUGGCUAGGAAACACUGUCACCACCGAUAAAUCUACGAUAAUCGAGAAUUUCAAUAAGCAUUUUGCCACGGCUGUCCAUGCUUUCCACCUGGCUACCCCUACCCCGGCCACCAGCUCUGCACCCUCCGCUGCAACUUGCCCAUGCCCCCCCCCCCCCCCCCACCCGCUUCUCCUUCACCCAAAUUCAGAUAGCUGAUGUUCUAAAAGAGCUGCAAAAUCUGGACCCCUACAAAUCAGCUGGGCUAGACAAUCUGGACCCUUUCUUUCUCAAAUUAGCCGCCGAAAUUGUAGCAACCCCUAUUACUAGCCUGUUCAACCUCUCUUUCGUAUCAUCUGAGCUCACUAGAGAUUGGAAAGCUGCCGCGGUCAUCCCCCUCUUCAAAGGGGGUGACACUCUAGAUCCAAACUGUUACAGACCUAUAUCCAUCCUGCCCUGCCUUUCGAAAAUAUUUGAAAGCCAAGUGAACAAACAGAUCACCGACCAUUUCGAAUCCCACCGUACCUUCUUCACUAUGCAAUCUGGUUUCUGAGCUGGUCAUGGGUGCACCUCAGCCACGCUCAAGGUCCUAAACGAUAUUAUAACCGCGAUCGAUUAAAAGACAGUACUGUGCAGCCGUCUUCAUCGACCUGGCCAAGGCUUCACCGCAUUCUUAUUGGCAGACUAAAUAGCCUUGGUUUCUCAAAUGUCUGCCUCGCCUGGUUCACCAACUACUUCUCAGAUAGAGUUCAAUUUGUCAAAUCGGAGGGCCUGUUGUCUGGACCUCUGGCAGUCUCUAUGGGGGUGCCACAGGGUUCAAUUCUCGGGCCGACUCUUUUCUCUGUGUAUAUCAAUGAUGUCGCUCUUGCUGCUGGUAACUCUCAGAUCCACCUCUACGCAGACGACACCAUUUUGUAUACAUCUGGCCCUUCAUUGGACACUGUGUUAACAAACCUCCAAAUGAGCUUCAAUGCCAUACAACACUCCUUCCGUGGCCUCCAACUGCUCUUAAACACUAGUAAAACUAAAUGCAUGCUCUUCAAUCGAGCACUACUUGCACCCGCCUGCCCGACUAGAAUUACUACUCUCGGCGGCUCUGACUUAGAAUAUGUGGACAACUACAAAUACCUAGGUGUCUGGUUAGACCGUAAACUCUCCUUCCAGACUCACAUUAAGCAUCUCCAAUCCAAAGUUAAAUCUAGAAUCAGCUUCCUAUUUCGCAACAAAGCCUCCUUCACUCAUGCUGCUAAACAUGCUCUCAUAAAACGGACUAUCCUACCGAUCCUUGACUUCGGCGAUGUCAUUUACAAAAUAGCUUCCAACACUCUACUCAGCAAAUUUAAUGUAGUCUAUCACAGCGCCAUCCGUUUUGUCACCAAAGCCCCAUAUACUACCCACCAUUGUGACCUGGAUGCUCUCGUUGGCUGGCCCUCACUACAUAUUCGUCGCCAAACCCACUGGCUCCAGGUCCUCUAUAAAUCACUGCUAGGCAAAUCCCCCCUUAUCUUAGCUCAUUGGUCACCAUAGCAACACCCACCCGUAGUCUAUAAUUUUAAUGGUAGGUUAAUUUGAACAGUGGGAGACAGAAUAACAACAAAAAAUUCCAGAAAAACACAUGUCAAAAAUGUUAUAAAUUGAUUUGCAUUUUUAAUGAGGGAAAUAAGUAUUUGACCCCUCUGCAAAACAUGACUUAGUACUUGGUGGCAAAACCCUUGUUGGCAAUCACAGAGGUCAGAUGUUUCUUGUAGUUGGCCACCAGGUUUGCACACAUCUCAGGAGGGAUUUUGUCCCACUCCUCUUUGCAGAUCUUCUCCAAGUCAUUAAGGUUUUGAGCCUGACGUUUGGCAACUCAAACCUUCAGCUCCCUCCACAGAUUUUCUAUGGGAUUAAGGUCUGGAGACUGGCUAGGCCACUCCAGGACCUUAAUGUGCUUCUUCAUGAGCCACUCCUUUGUUGCCUUGGCCAUGUGUUUUGGGUCAUUGUCAUGCUGGAAUUCCCAUCCACGAACCAUUUUCAAUGCCCUGGCUGAGGGAAGGAGGUUCUCACCCAAGAUUUGACGGUACAUGGCCCCGUCCAUCGUCCCUUUGAUGCGGUGAAGUUGUCCUGUCCCCUUAGCAGAAAAACACCCCCAAAGCAUAAUGUUUCCACCUCCAUGUUUGACGGUGGGGAUGGUGUUCUUGGGGUCAUAGGCAGCAUUCCUCCUCCUCCUAAACACGGCGAGUUGAGUUGAUGCCAAAGAGCUCCAUUUUGGUCUCAUCUGACCACAACACUUUCACCCAGUUCUCCUCUGAAUCAUUCAGAUGUUCAUUGGCAAACUUCAGACAGGCCUGUAUAUGUGCUUUCUUGAGCAGGGGGACGUUGCGGGCACUGCAGGAUUUCAGUCCUUCACGGCGUAGUGUGUUACCAAUUGGUUUCUUGGUGACUAUGGUCCCAGAUGCCUUGAGAUCAUUGACAAGAUGCUCCUGCGUAGUUCUGGGCUGCUUCCUCACCUUUCUCAUGAUCAUUGCAACACCACGAGGUGAGAUCUUUCAUGGAGCCCCAGGCCGAGGGAGAUUGACAGUUGUUUUGUGUUUCUUCCAUUUGCAAAUAAUCGCACCAACUGUUGUUACCUUCUCACCAAGCUGCUUGGCGAUGGUCUUGUAGCCCAUUCCAGCCUUGUGCAGGUCUACAAUCGUGUCCCUGAUAUCCUUGGAGAGCUCUUUGGUCUUGGCCAUGGUGGAGAGUUUGGAAUCUGAUUGAUUGAUUGCUUCUGUGGACAGGUGUCUUUUAUACAGGUAACAAACUGAGAUUAGGAGCACUCCCUUUAAGAGUGUGCUCCUAAUCUCAGCUCGUUACCUGUAUAAAAGACACCUGGGAGCCAGAAAUCUUUCUGAUUGAGAGGGGUUUAAAUACUUAGUUCCCUCAUUAAAAUGCAAAUCAAUUUAUAACAUUUUUGACAUGCGUUUUUCUGGAUUUUGUUGUUGUUAUUCUGUCUCUCACUGUUCAAAUUAACCUACCAUUAAAAUUAUAGACGGAUAAUUUCUUUGUCAGUGGGCAAACUUACAAAAUCAGCAGGGGAUCAAAUACUUUUUUCCCUCACUGUAUAUCUCACUGGUCAUCCCCAAAGCCAACACCUCCUUUGGCCGCCACUCCUUCCAGUUCUCUGCUGCUAAUGACUGGCACGAACUGCAAAAAUCUCUGAAGCUGGAGACUCUUAUCUCCCUCACUAACUUUAAGCAUCAGUUGUCAGAGCAGCUUAACGAUCACUGCACCUGUACACAGCCCAUCUGUAAUUAGCCCACCCAACUACCUCAUCCCCAUAUUGUUAUUUAUUUUGCUAAUUUGCACCCCAGUAUCUCUAUUUGCACAUCAUCUUCUGCACAUCUAUCACUCCAGUGUUAAUACUAAAUUGUAAUUAUUUUGCACUAUGGCCUAUUUAUUGCCUUACCUCCAUAACUUACUACAUUUGCACACACUGUAUAUAGAUUUUCUAUUGUGUUAUUGACUGUAUAUUUUUGUUUAUCCCAUGUGUAACUCUGAGUUGUUGUUGUUUUUAUCGCACUGCUUUGCUUUAUCUUGGCCAGGUCACAGUUGUAAAUGAGAACUUGUUCUCAACUGGCCUACCUGGUUAAAUAAAGGUGAAAAAAAUAUUUUAAAAGUCUCUGUUCGCAGCAGGGCCACUUAUGGAACAUUCAUGUGGACUCAGUCUCCAUGUGGACUCAGCUGGUUUCAUUUCAUCUCUUCACAUUCCCACUAAUAGGCUUUUAUUUUUACUCUAUAUUGAUACUCACCCAAGACAAGAACUCAACUAAGUGAAUCCCCUUUGCAAAAUGAAACCCCUUCAAAGUUUACUAACAGCUGUCCAUGGUAACCCUAAAGUGUUCUCCGCUAACCCUAAUGCGAUGUACGGUUGUCUAUACCCCUCACACAUGCUUAAGUGAGGGACUCAAGGCUGUACUUAUGUCUGUCCAUAAAUUAAGGAGUGCUUCAACUGCUGAACAUAUUAGUAUGUGUCAGUGGGUUCAGACGUGUGCAUGCAACUGAUUGACCUGCCACAGUGUGUGUGUGUUUCCUCCUUGCAUGUCCUCAGUGCUGCUUAAUGUGUUAUGGUUCUGAGUCUUUAUGACUAAUUGUCAUGUCUAUAGAAGGAUUAGGAGUGGUCUGUCUGUCUGUCUAUUUGCUAACCGGCCCAGACUAUGAGCACCAGACAGACCCUGGUCAAUGGCUCCAGUCUCCUCCAGUUUCUGCGUGACACAAAUACAAUGUUGGUCAGUUGGUUGGUUGUGAUGCUCGUUAUUCACCAUGACCACGUUUUCCUCCAUUGCAAAAGGCCUCAUGACAAACGGAACAAUAACGGAAACAAUAACACUAGCAUCCACCACUUCCACCCUGGUGAGACCAAAAUAUGUGCCGCCCGCCUAAUACGAGCCAGCUGUGUUCUGGCUGGAGGGAAUUAAAACAUGGCCUAUACAAAUCCCAUUGCCAAAGGGAGUACAGACACUCAGGGAAAGUAUGUGGUGCUGGCCGGGUGAUAUUUGUCAAGUCAUACUUGUUUAGGAAAGAUGCAAAAAUUACAACAAUGCCAUUGGUUAACAAGGAGGGCUUUUUUGUGGUAAUUGAAAAUACUGAACUCAUGAAAGUGUGGUCAGAAAAUGAUGAGGUCAACUGGGUUAGAACGAGCUGCGAGUCAGACGGAGAACAAUGUACAGUGGGGUAAAAAAGUAUUUAGUCAGCCACCAAUUGUGCAAGUUCUCCCACUUAAAAAGAUGAGAGAGGCCUGUAAUUUUCAUCAUAGGUACACGUCAACUAUGACAGACAAAUUGAGGAAAAAAAAUCCAGAAAAUCACAUUGUAGGAUUUUUUAUGAAUUUAUUUGCAAAUUAUGGUGGAAAAUAAGUAUUUGGUCACCUACAAACAAGCAAGAUUUCUGGCUGUCACAGACCUGUAACUUCUUCUUUAAGAGGCUCCUCUGUCCUCCACUCGUUACCUGUAUUAAUGGCACCUGUUUGAACUUGUUAUCAGUAUAAAAGACACCUGUCCACAACCUCAAACAGUCACACUCCAAACUCCACUAUGGCCAAGACCAAAGAGCUGUCAAAGGACACCAGAAACAAAAUUGUAGACCUGCACCAGGCUGGGAAGACUGAAUCUGCAAUAGGUAAGCAGCUUGGUUUGAAGAAAUCAACUGUGGGAGCAAUUAUUAGGAAAUGGAAGACAUACAAGACCACUGAUAAUCUCCCUCGAUCUGGGGCUCCACGCAAGAUCUCACCCCGUGGGGUCAAAAUGAUCACAAGAACGGUGAGCAAAAAUCCCAGAACCACACGGGGGGACCUAGUGAAUGACCUGCAGAGAGCUGGGACCAAAGUAACAAAGCCUACCAUCAGUAACACACUACGCCGCCAGGGACUCAAAUCCUGCAGUGCCAGACGUGUCCCCCUGCUUAAGCCAGUACAUGUCCAGGCCCGUCUGAAGUUUGCUAGAGUGCAUUUGGAUGAUCCAGAAGAGGAUUGGGAGAAUGUCAUAUGGUCAGAUGAAACCAAAAUAUAACUUUUUGGUAAAAACUCAACUCGUCGUGUUUGGAGGACACAUCCAAAGAACACCAUACCUACUGUGAAGCAUGGGGGUGGAAACAUCAUGCUUUGGGGCUGUUUUUCUGCAAAGGGACCAGGACGACUGAUCCGUGUAAAGGAAAGAAUGAAUGGGGCCAUGUAUCGUGAGAUUUUGAGUGAAAACCUCCUUCCAUCAGCAAGGGCAUUGAAGAUGAAACGUGUCUGGGUCUUUCAGCAUGACAAUGAUCCCAAACACACCGCCUGGGCAACGAAGGAGUGGCUUCGUAAGAAGCAUUUCAAGGUCCUGGAGUGGCCUAGCCAGUCUCCAGAUCUCAACCCCAUAAAAAAUCUUUGGAGGGAGUUGAAAGUCCGUGUUGCCCAGCGACAGCUCCAAAACAUCACUGCUCUAGAGGAGAUCUGCAUGGAGCAAUGGGCCAAAAUACCAGCAACAGUGUGUGAAAACCUUGUGAAGACUUACAGAAAACGUUUGACCUGUGUCAUUGCCAACAAAGGGUAUAUAACAAAGUAUUGAGAAACUUUUGUUAUUGACCAAAUACUUAUUUUCCACCAUAAUUUGCAAAUAAAUUCAUUAAAAAUCCUACAAUGUGAUUUUCUAGAUUUAUUUUUCUCAUUUUGUCUGUCAUAGUUGACGUGUACUUAUGAUGAAAAUUACAGGCCUCUCUCAUCUUUUUAAGUGGGAAAACUUGCACAAUUGGUGGCUGACUAAAUACAAUUAUCCUAUCAGAAGCUUCUAAAGCCAUGACAUCAUUUUCUGGAAUUUUCCAAACUGUUUAAAGGCACAGUCAACUUAGUGUAUGUAAACUUUUGACCCACUGGAAUUGUGAUACAAUUAAUUAUAAGUUAAAUAAUCUGUCUGUAAACAAUUGUUGGAAAAGUUACUUGUGUCAUGCACAAAAUAGAUGUCAUAACCGAUUUUCCAAAACUAUAGUGUGUUAACAAGACAUUUGUGGAGUGGUUGAAAAACAAGUUUUAAUGACUCCAACCUAGUGUAUGUAAACUUCCGACUUCAACUGUACAAACAACCAAGUAGCAGCCAGACAGCCUUGGAGCGGAGCGAUGGAUAGAACGGGAGGAAAAGACAAAGGGAAUCAGAGAGGCAAGACAGAUAGAUACUGUGAGAGAUGGAUGGACGGAGAGAGCAAGAGAGAGAGAGAGGGAUUGUGUGGAGGGUUGGGUGUAUGUUGCCAGUAUGUUACCCUCUGUUUUUACAUUCUCGUGGCAAGCCAGACCACAGCGCUCUCUUUGUUCUCCCAGGCGAUCCUUAUCAAUGCCAGUGGUGAAGCCUGCUACCGCAGACUCCCAGUCUAUCCACUCACACUCCACUCAGCUGCACUGUGGGUUACAGGCACAUUCAUCCAGAUCCAGCUAGCGCAUCUGAUCGGCCAUCUUGGAUCUUGGAUGGGAGUCUGAUCAACAGGCUUUGUAUGCCUGACUGUAUUGUUAACAUCACUACGGGGAAGAAAGCAGCCAAAAUACCUUUUGUGGUCAUCUUUGGGGAAAAAACACAAAGGCUAGAGAAAGUUUCUGUUGUAGUCUCCUUUCACUAUAAUAAUGAGAGCUUUUGUCCCACUGUUGGUCUUUGAGAGGCUUAAUUUCAGAGUGGGGGUUUUAAUAUAGAAUAGCACUGUGAUUAAGCUGCGGAGCAAAGUACCUGUCUUCGAUGCCAACCACUUAAACAACCAAAAACAGCAACGCGCUGGCAAGCUGCGUUAUUAUUCUAGAUGAAUAACAAGAUCGGACAAACUAUGCGAACAAUGUCUUAACAGGCUGCAUUACAAACAAAACAAUCAGUUGGUGGUAUUAAAACACAGGCUCUUCAAACAAAAGGCAGACUUACAGAAAGCAAGACAUUAAAAUGGGGCUCUGCCAGUGAAAUAGCAUUGCGAAACAGUGGAAGGAAAAUGCAUGAUAGACCAUAUGACCAAAAGUAUGUGGACACCUGCUCGUCGAACAUCUCAUUCCAAAAUCAUGGCCAUUAAAAUGGACUUGGUCCCCCCUUUGCUGCUAUAACAGUCUCCACUCUUCUGGGAAGGCUUUCCACUAGAUAUUGGAAUAUUGCUGUGAGGACUUGCUUCCAUUCAGCCACAAGAACAUUAGUGAGGUCAAGCACUGAUGUUGGGGAAUUAGGCCUGGCUCGCAGUCGGCGUUCCAAUUCAUCUCAAAGGUGUUCGAUGGGGUUGAGGUCAGCACUCUGUGCAGGCCAGUCAAGUUGUUCCACACGUUCUCGACAAACCAUUUCUGUAUGGACAUCGCUUUGUGCAUGGGGGGCAUUGUCAUGCUGAAACAGGAAAGGACCUUCCACAAAGUUGAAAAACAGUCCCAGACCAUUAUUCCUCUAUGCAUUCGGGCAAGUAGCGUUCUCCUGGCAUCCGCCAAACCCAGAUUCUUCCGUCGAACUGCCAGAUGGUGAAGCGUGAUUCAUCACUCCAGAGAACGCGUUUCCACUGCUCCAGAGUCCAAUGGCGGUGAGCUUUACAUCACUCCAGCCAACGCUUGGCAUUGCACAUGGUGAUCUUAGGCUUGUGUGCGGAAACCCAUUUCAUGAAGCUCCCGACAAACAGUUAUUGUGCUGACAUUGCUUCCAGAGGCAGUUAGUGUUGUGAGUGUUAGUUAGUGAGUGUUGCAACCGAGGACAGACCAUUUUUACUCACUACACGCUACAGCACUCAGCGGUCCCGUUCUGUGAGCAUGUGUGGCCUACCACUUCGCAGCUGAGCCGUUGUUGCUCCUAGACGUUUCCACUUCACAAUAACAGCACUUACAGUUGACCUGGGCAGCUCUAACAUGGCAGAAAUUUGACGAACUGACUUGUUGGAAAGGUGGCAUCCUAUGAAGGUGCCACAUUGAAAAUCACUGAGCUCUUUAGUAAGACCAUUCUACUGGCAGUGUUUGUCUAUGGAGAUUGCAUGGCAGUUUGCUCAAUUUUAUACACCUGUCAGCAACGGGUGUGGCUGAAAUAGCCGAAUCCACUAAUUUGAAGGGGUGUCCACAUACUUUGUAUAUAUAGUGUAUUUGUUGUUUUGCAUUUUCAAUCAUGAACAAUAUUCAUUUUCACUGAUGUAUUCUUCUGGACAAACCGUCCUAUUCCCAUCGGUUUUGCAGUUUAGAUAAUGGUCAAUUUUGAUGAUUCACAGAAAUGAGUUUAAAAAAACAGUCAGUCCAAAUAUUUUUUUUUUUUAGAACAUUACUUUGUUUUCAUUCAUCUUCCCCAACACACUUUUAUCGAUGAGCCACCAUUUCAACUUAAAGUAUAGACCCUAGAAAUAGAAUGCAAAGAUUAACAAGUACUGCUUGACUUUAUCCAUGCCAAUGGACCAUCAAGGUAUGGUUAAUUUGGGAUUGUCCAAUCAGCUCUGGCUGGACAUUCCAGCAUCCUUACAUGCACAUAUCCAUUUAUGCACGUUGGUAGUUCAUGUCUCAUUGACAGCCAUCAUCUCUCUAAAAGCUACUCCUAUGAGACAGACUGGACGACCUACAGUACAGCACUUCACAGGAGACCAUCUCUCCAAUGAUCUAGCAGCACCCUAUGACAUCAGGGAGCAACAUGGCUGUACUGUACUAGCCACUGCCACUGGGAGGUCCUGGGGUACUCUAGGUACUCUGAGGCCUUAAUAUAUGAGCAGGAACUCCGUCGUCAGAGGAAGUUAGAGUUCCAUUUACGGGAGCUAUUAGGUGUUUUGGCAGUGCUGCCAACAAGCUGGUCUGUCCUCUGCUGUAGCUUCACCUACCAGGCAGGGCCACUUACUGACCUAAUGGAAUCCCCUGGAAUCCUCACCCGCUCCUGAGUCCUGGGUCCUGACCUGGCUCUGAGUUGUGGCUUUUUUCAAACAGAGUUCAGGGGCUGUCAACAUUGGCUUAUAGAAAUGCUGUGCAAAGUGUAGGAAACAGGUACACUGGGUAAACUCUGUACAUCUAGCUUUGAAAGGAGGUUGGGAUGGGAUGGCUGGAGCAACAUAGGGUUUUUUUCAGUGUCAAGAGGCCUGUUUCUUUUGAGCUCCUUUGUUUUCACUCAUACGGUAAGAGUACAUAUGAAUGUGGUUUUAAAAAGGUUGUUAAUUGUUGUAGACAUAUUAAAGAUGUCAGCUCUAAUAUUAUUUAUAUUCUUUGUUUAUUCUCUCUCUUUCUCUUUCUCUCUCAGGUUCACUCUAUAUGCUGUGGAUAGUCGAGGGAGUCGUUCAGAGUCUAGCUUCGUCUCAGUUCGGACCUCUUGUCCCAUGGUAGACGACAGCAGAGCAGAAGGUACUCCUUCUCACACUCCCCUUUCACACUUCAUUUUCUCUUGCUAUACUCUGUCCAUCCCAAAACCUUUACACAUCCAUCCCUAUCUCUCUCCAAUAGACAAUAUCACUUUUUUAUUCUUAUUUUAUUUAUUUAUUCUAGCACCAGAGUUAUCACCAGCACCUAGGUUUUACUUGUGAUAGUGAUCUUGGGUUGACUUGCCCACCUUAAUUUGAUAUCCUUAUCCCAAGAUCACCUGUGUCUUUCAAAUGAGUGUCUUCCAAAUGACUUCUCCCCUCUUCGUCCUCCUCCUGUGUCAGAGAUAGCAGACAAGGUGUAUAACCUGUACAAUGGCUACACCAGCGGCAAGGAGCAGCAGACGGCCUACAACACUCUGAUGGAGAUUCCGCCUCCGCUGCUUUACAGGGUGCAGCACCACUACAACUCCCACUAUGAGAAGUUUGGAGACUUCGUCUGGCGGAGCGAAGACGAGCUGGGACCCAGGUAAGGCUUGGAAAGGCUUGGACACUUCUCAGGUGUCACUGUGAUUCUGGUGUCCCCACAACAUCUGGUGUCACCUUUUGCUUGGCAUCAGUGUCACUUCAAAUGUCAUCUUCCGCUGUCUGUGUGGGAAGUAUCUUAGAAAAUGGUGACAUGUUGUUUUCUGUGUCCAAAGGUUCCUUGCUGUGGCGCAGAUAAAAUAUUUAAUUUGUAACAGAUUCUCCCAUUGGCCCACAGAUUUCAGGUAGAAGUCACAGUCUACCUAAUUGGUCCAGAUACUUAAUCUGUUACUAAGUUUACCUAUUUGAGCUAGCAGAACUGCAGUGUUUAUGAUCAUGAAGUAAAAAGGCAAUAAUCACUAACAUUCUCAAGAAUGUCUUGGGGUUCUAGGCAGCCUUUGCCAAAAAACCCAUGAUCGUUUUCACCAUCAUCUUCAGUUUUCUGAAAUGUUUAAUCUUUCCAUUCCAGUGGAUUUGAGAACGGUCGCCUUCCAACCCUGUAACAUGAAGUUGUUUUUACAGAAGUCUCAUAUAUCAAGUCAAUAAUUUGAAUGUGUCGGUUACUAUAACUCCAUUGUUUCUUCAUCCAUCUUCAAAAAGGUGGAUCAUGCCUGUAGACACACGUAGACAUACACACACCUAACAUGUGCAUGUAUUCAUACCCUCACAGACGUGCACCACACACAUAUACGUAAGCACACAGACACACAUGCACACACAUGCAUGUAAAAACACACACGCACACAUACACUCUCUCUCUCACACACACAUACACACACACGUGCAAACCACACGAACACACAAACACCCUGGUCAGCAGUAAUUUUGGACAGCAAAAUAUUGGUUUAGGCUUUCGCUGCAAAUUCAGGCCCAUAAAACCAAUCAUGAACAGGUUUGUUCCAUUGGAGUACCAUCUUAUAAGGACAUAAAUCUCAUUAAAUAAUCCACACGCCAUAUAUUUUCAUUUACUCAAGUUCAUCAGAUAUUUUUAUUUCCUCUCAUUUACCUUUUUAUCAGAUUAUGGACCCAAUUGGUGACUGGACAAGUGCUAAAUCUACAAAUUACAGCCUUAUUAUUACAAGGGAGCCUAGGGCGUAGCCAAUGGUCUUGGGCACAUGGAAUGGGAGUGGCCCGGUGUUGGCAGUUCACGAGUGUUGCGGUUAAUAGGGACUGCACUGUUUGUGUAUAGUGUGGAAUACUCAUUCAUAAAACCAACUUCUCUGGUUACCCGUAAAGGCCUGAAGCCCCCAGUAAACGCAGGAAUGAUUUCAUAACCACGUCAGGAAAGCGUUGCUCCGAUUCCCCGGGCUAGGACUCUUUACCCACACAGAGCUGGAGGACUAGACUGAACCCAAGGGCUCCUUUCAAUCCAACCUGCACUGGCGUAUUUGCGGUUUUGUUUUCUACAAGUGUUUUCUAAGAGUUUGCAGUGGUCUCCUGGAGCCAAUGAGAAGCCGUUUUUUCCUGUGAAUGAUUACCCAAUCAACCAAUUGAGAAGCCUAUAUUUCUCAUGAUUAGCCAGUCAACUGAUUGCUUACUGUUUAAUUUGGAGUUAACCCACAAGCUCCCUAAACUCAAUAAAAGCUUAAACUUUUGAAUCAUAUGAUUGAUAAGCAUACAAAUGCUCAGUUGACCUGAAAAGACCAGGGAAAAUAUGUAGUAUGAGGGCUGAAUCCAAGGCAUUUGGAUGACUGACAGUGUACUGUUAUUUACUCCCUGAAAUUGGCAGGGCAGGGCCUUGUUGGGUUAUGUGCACAUGACAUUCACUUCUGACAUUCGCAUCAAUCAGGGUAAGAUUUCACAUCAAUCGCUUUAAGAUUAUACAGGGAUUGAUGUGAGAUUUGCAUAAGAUUUAUGAGAUGCGUUUACGACUUCAUGUGUGUCCUCAGAAUGGGCAGUGUAAUGUAUUUGCUAUCUGUUGUUAUGGGGGUUCAAUGGGGUUCAAUACACAUUGGGCUGGUAGUGUCUGGCUCGCUCUCCUUUAGAUGAUAGCACUCAAGACCAGGCAUUAUCUACUGGGACUGCCUGGGGAUCCAGGGUAUCACCAAACUAAUGGCAUUCAUGUCAUACCAGGCAUGUGUGUGCACGCAAACACAUACACACACACACACACACACACACACACACACACACACAUACCCAGACCUCCACUCGCUGCAAUUAUCCAUUAUGGUGGUCUUCCAGCCUUACAGGGCUAGAAUAGAGAUUACGUUUAUAGACAGAUGUAGACAAUGCAUGUGUCAUACUCAUCUUGAGUUGUUGGCACUUAGAACUGAAGGGUACUACAGACACGUACAAAUGGUAUAUCCUUUUCUCUCUACCAAUUCAACGUCCUGGUACAGCAUUUUUUCAAUAUAGCAUAAAAGGCUAAAAUAACUUUUGAAUGUCCAAAUCUAUAAACACUUCUAUGUACAGUAUGUGGUCUGUUUAUGUGUUGGUUUGUUUGAUAACUAUUGUCAUUAACAGUUAUUUAACUCUUACAUAACGAAGGUAUAGAUGUCCCCAUUGACUUUUGAAGAUUAGGGCAUUUGGGUUUUCCUGUCUUUGCAUGCCUUCUGUAAGCAGAAGCCGAGUUGUGCAAUCAGCCUUUUUUAAGUGUUUCUUUGGGGAAGCGAAUUGGUAAGGUCAGCUUUGACUAUGAGGUUACAUACUUGUUUCGAAUUACAGCCCCUAUGCCAAACACCACUCUUACGCCAAGCCAAACACUACAUUUGACAGUCAACGAACACUAACUAAACUUUCAAGUCCAUUUCCUCCUCAUUCUCAUAAAGAUUUCCUGCUGACCCCCGCCUCGGUCUGCCCCCCGAAACAGACCACCCCCGACAAAGCAGUUUUAUGUGAAUAGACACAGGGGACAUUAGCAUGAAAUGGAGAUGGAAAAACUACCGGCUGAAAAAAAGAAAAUAUUUGGACAGACUCCAGGUUAGGACUCCAGCAGUUCAAUAGUUUUGCGAUGAUGGCAACAUUGGGUUUAAAGUUUCAGGCCCCGUGUUUUGUUUUGUCCACAUCCAUUGCCUGGAAGCGCUCUCCGGCAGCCAUAAAUAAUAUCAUACAUUUGGAAAAAGUUUGUCUUAAAGGAAGAUUAUGUUUUUUCUUUAUUCUGUGAUUUGGAAAGGGAAGGUGGCUUUUGCGGGGACCGAGGGGGAGAUUAGGGAGUAUGUCGGACUCCUGAAGAAGGCAUUUGGAUGACUGACAGUGUAGGAUUAUUUACUGCCUGAAAUUGGCAGCGCAGGGCCUUGUUGGGUUAAUAUAUGAGCCGGCUCUAUUAGUGGUGCCUUUUUAAAAGGUAACAGUGUGGCUAAGUGAAAUGUGAGCACUCAGCAUUUACUCACUAUGUCAGGAGAUCUGAGAGACUGACGGAGUUACACUGAGACCCAGCCACCGACCGCUAGCAUUGUAGCAUUGUAGCAUUGUCACAGUCAGCUCUUACAGUCGCACAACCGCACAUAUUUCUUGCUCUCGCCAUACUCUACAUGUACUGUACAGUGUGUUUAUAUCGAUGCAUUAGGUAAAUUGUGCUCAAUGUUAUUGUAUGUCUUUAUGCAGGUUGUUUUUCUGCUUUGGUUUCCAUACAGAUAUAGGAUCUUAAUUUGAGCCAGUUUGCUACAGCAGGAAAAUAAUCCUGCAGCAAGAGGAAAUGUGAAUUAUUAUGUGGAUUAUAAUUAAUGGAAUUUUUUUUAGGUGUUGAUACAUUUUUCGUAAGGAAAAAUCAAGUCUGAAAAUGUCAAAGUAGAAAUUACAAACCUCAAAUACACUGCAAGUUUUACAUUUCCUGCAUUGCAGGAAAGGUCUUCUGCAACAGGGUGAUCAAAUUAAGACCCUACAUCUGUAUGUAUUCAUAUUCAGUCAUUUCUGCUGUAGCAACAGUUUCGCACAAAUCUUGAGUGUUUUAUUCUCUUGGAAAGGUGCUAUUGGCUUACGUUACUCUAUUGUAUUUAUUGGAUGAAACAAAUGGGUUCUAUUCACAAUUGUAUGAUCAUCUUACACCAUCCUGAUAAGAUAAAUGAAUACAGCUGGAACCAAACAGAAAGGGCUGCCUCUCUGGUACUGUAUCUUUAGGACUUUGUGAGUUAUGAUCUCCAAUAUGAACCUCUCUUGAUGAAUAUGUAGGCAUUAUUAACCCCCAGUCUUCAAUUCACCCUCUUGCACGAGGCCCACUUGCUCAUAUGUUUGGUGUUAUGUUGUUCUAGGCAGUGGAAUUUGAAGAAAGAAAUAAGGAAAAAAGGUUGCCCUUUUUCUAACAAGCAAGUGAAAAGGUUGUCUGUGCUCCUAGCUUAACCAAAGACUGAUGCUGAUGCUUAACAGACACCCACUUCUCCAAACAAAUGGAAAAUGCCUCUAUCUAUUUUUGAUAUUUGUAUCUGUUCAUUUCAACCUAACAACAUUCAAGACACAUCACACAGAAGAGGUGAGAAUGAAGUAUGUGAGAAUGUCGAGUACUGUAAGGGAAUGAGUCCAAGUGUGUUUGUGUGUGCACAUGUGUGCGUGCGCACUGUGUGCGCUGCCUGUGUGUGUGUGUGUGCGCGUGCAUGCACGCUUACAGCAGUUUAUCUGCCUGUCCUGUCUACCUUGAGCUGGCCUCUAACAUACCCCCCUCUCGCCAGCGACAUGAGCAGGCUGCCAACACACACUGGAGACAGACCUCCUCUCUACUCUAGUCUGGAAUUCAAUCAAACCUGCUCUGCAACUAACCCACACUGCAGAUACACAUGAAUGAACCUGUUCGUUUUCUAGACUGCUGUUGAAUAAUUAUUCGAGAAAAUAAUAGUUACAAGUUAAUGUGCAGGUAAAGUAGUUUGCCAAGUUCCUGCAGUGGUGGCGGUGAUGAGGAGGAGGAGGAGGAGGAUGAUGAUGAUGUUGGUGGUGGUGAUGAUGAGGAUGGGGGCACGGGGCAUGGCUAAUUAUAUACACUACGGUACAAUACUUGCCUUAUUGGUCCAUUUGCAUGGAUAUUCUUUAAUUAUUGCUGCCACAUUACCCAACCUGACAAAAAACACACACACAUCACAGGCUGCCAUAGCAGCGCCCCUGGAGCAAAUAGGGCCUUGCUUAAGGGCACAAUGGCAGUAGAUAGUAUAUAGGAUGUUGAAGCCUCCAGUUGCCGGCUCACUCCCUGCAAAUUUCUCCCCAGCCAGCUCGGGGAUUCGAACAGGCAAUCCUCUGGUUACCCUGUUAUUACUGAGCUGUAAAGGGUGAAGUGCUACCGGUAUUUAAAUCACCAUGAAGAAGAAAAAAAAAUUAAAAAAUGACAACACUGCUGAUGCUGACAUUAAUACUAAUGAUGACUGUUAUGCAUCUCUCCCCCCCUAGAAAAGCCCACCUGAUCCUGCGCAGGGUGGAAAGGAUCAGCCGGUACUGCCGUGCCCUGCUCCGCAGCGCCUACAUCCAGAGCCGCACCGACACCAUGGCCUACAUGUUCUGUCGCAGCGAGGAGGUUCAGCCCCCUAGCAGCGUGUGGCACGGCUCCCUGCAAGAGACCCGCACCGCCUGCAUGGAGAAACUGAUCUCAGUACAGCGCAACACAUACGGCAACGCCAAGCUCCGAUGA
Molecule: messenger RNA, 18176 nt
Organism: Coregonus sp. 'balchen'
Lineage: Eukaryota; Metazoa; Chordata; Actinopteri; Salmoniformes; Salmonidae
Source: the annotation of a GenBank genome assembly